Molecule: messenger RNA, 936 nt
Organism: Alligator sinensis (Chinese alligator)
Lineage: Eukaryota; Metazoa; Chordata; Crocodylia; Alligatoridae
Exons: 3
Coding region: 1-936 (311 amino acids)
Source: RefSeq, a predicted model, not a curated record
AUGGGUAUCUUCAGGGCUGAUGAGCCCCUCAUGCCUCCUCCCCCAGGAAGGCGGGGAUCAGACGGGAUGGCUGUGCUCGCGGGUACUGUGCUGACACAGAUCGUUGUCUGCGUCCUGGCUGGACAAGGUAAGCUGGAUUCCCCUUCCGACGCGUGGGACGGAGCUGACGUGCUUCUGCUCUGCAACGUCCUGUGUAGAGGCCAUUUCGAUCUCCUGGGAGCCGUCGUCAACUGGCAGCUUCCCGGGGAGCCCUCGGUCGUGGUGGACAGCUUCUUCCAUGGCCAGGCUCAUCCGGAGCAUCAGGAUGCCAGAUACAGAGGCAGGACCCAGCUCUUCCCGGGGGAGUUCGCCAAGGGCAAUGCUUCCCUGCUGCUGAGGGGGACAACCCUGGGCAACGCAGGGAACUACUCCUGCCACGCUGUCCUCUGUGCCCGCACACCUCACACCCAACGCGUGGUAGAGCUCCAGGUGACAGGUCUGGCAGGUGGAGGGACUCGCACCCAGGGCACAGGGCUGUGCUGGCUCCUUCUGCUCCCGAUGCUGCUCUUUCACCUCUGGCUGCUUGGAGACAACGGGGAGCUCCCGGCACGGCUCUGCUUCAAGUCCUGUUGGGAGCCUGGACCUGGAGCCCUGCAACACUGGCAGCUCAUCCAGGAUAAAAGGAGCCUGGGAUGGCACUCUGCGGUCUGCUCAGCGCCACAAAUGCCUGUCCUGGCCCCCUGCUUGACUGGCAGGUUCAACAGUCCUGGGAGCCUUGAAAGUCAGGAUCCCUCUGCACACAGGAAAAAAUGGACUGGCUUUGCUUUUAUACACACCAGUGUUCAAAUGGGAAAGGCUGGCCUGGAUGCUGCAGGGAGAGAGAAAGAGAAGAACCAGCUCUCAACCCCUAGAAAUGCAGGCGUCCUAAUGAGAUCCAUUAAUAAAGGAUCUCUUUAG